UGCAGCAUGUCUGUCAUUGUAGCACUAGUCAAGAAACUCUGGUGUGUUAAGAGAUACAUUGUAUUGAUUGCAACUCCACUCAUUCUCCUGCCUAUACUUUUCACACUUCCACCAAAGGAAGGAAAAUGCCUCUAUGUGGUGCUACUGAUGGCAUUUUAUUGGUGCACGGAGGCGCUACCACUGGCGGUUACUGCAAUGCUUCCAAUUGUCCUUUUCCCAUUUCUGGGGAUCCUUCCAUCCAGCAAAGUGUGCCCGCAGUACUUUCUAGAUACCAACUUCCUGUUUCUCAGUGGCCUUCUCAUGGCGGCAGCCAUUGAAGAGUGGAAUCUUCACCGGAGAAUUGCUCUGAAAGUCCUAAUUUUGGUCGGAGUCCAGCCAGCAAGGCUCAUUCUGGGAAUGAUGAUGACCACAGCUUUCCUUUCGAUGUGGCUGAGUAACACUGCGUCAACAGCUAUGAUGCUUCCUAUUGCAAAUGCAAUCCUUAAAAGCCUUUUUGGAGAAAAGUUUUGUGAGGAGAGGGGAAUUACAAGCAACGAGGAAAGCUCAGCUAACUUUCAAGAAAAUGGCCUACAUUUAGUGCCUACGGAAGCCCAGCUCCUCACAGCCAAUGAAGUCAAAGACCUGCCAGAGAAGUCAGACUUUUCCAUCGAGAUCCACCCAGAUGUUACAAAAGAACGUGAAUAUCAGAACAGAAUCUGGAAGGCUUUCCUUAUAUCAAUCCCAUACUCCGCCAGUAUAGGGGGAACGGCCACUCUUACCGGAACUGCACCAAACCUCAUCCUCCUUGGGCAACUAAAAAGUUUUUUUCCGGAUUGCGACGUUGUGAACUUUGGUUCUUGGUUUGUCUUUGCCUUUCCAUUGAUGGUUAUCUUCCUGGUUCUUGGAUGGCUUUGGAUCUCAAUUUUACACGGGGCAAUUAGUUUGAGUUGUAAAAGGAAAGAAAAGUCGGUAAUAAGAACUGAUGCUGAAGCCAAAGCGAGAGAUGUAAUACGGGAAGAUUAUCGCAAGUUGGGGCCCACAAAUUUUGCAGAAAAAGCCGUAUUCUUCUUUUUCUGCCUCUUUGCAAUCCUUCUAUUCACAAGGGAUCCAAAAUUUAUCCCUGGAUGGUCUUCUGCAUUUACCCCUGGGUUUACCUCGGAUGCCGUUACAGGAAUCACUAUAGCCAUUAUACUGUUCUUUUUCCCAGCUGAAAAACCUUCAUUAAAGUGGUGGUUUGAUCUAAAAGCUCCAAAUACAGAAAAUAGAGCGCUGUUAUCUUGGAAGAAAGCCCAGGACACAGUGCCUUGGAACAUCAUUUUGCUUCUCGGAGGAGGGUUUGCAAUGGCAAAGGGUUGUGAGGCUUCAGGAUUGUCCACAUGGAUCGGAGGUCGCCUGCAUCCCCUUGAAGGUGUUCCACCAGCUGUGGCUGUACUCCUGGUCACUAUACUAAUUGCUUCCUUCACCGAAUUUGCUAGUAACACUGCAACCAUUAUAGUCUUCCUUCCUGUACUCUCGGAGCUGGCUAUUCGGCUUAAAGUUAAUCCUCUUUAUCUCAUGAUCCCUGGAACUGUUGGCUGCUCCUAUGCAUUCAUGCUACCCGUAUCCACACCUCCCAACUCUAUAGCAUUCUCUACUGGACAUCUGCUUGUCAAAGAUAUGGCAAAAACUGGAUUAUUGAUGAAUUUGAUGGGGGUACUUCUUCUCAGUCUGGCCAUGAAUACCUGGGCAUCCAGUAUUUUUCAGCUGGGCACCUUUCCUGACUGGGUCCAUCUCCCGUCCAGUAAUAUCACAAGUCUUGCAGCGGGAAUACAGAAUGCCACCAUGGGUGGCUGAACACCUAAUUUACGUGAAGUUUUCGUCAGCUGGCGUUGGUAUAAAACAAGAAACUAAGACAUGAACAGCCUAACUUUUAAAGAAAGAGCACUUUCUUGUUACCGGUUCCAGAAACUAUAAAUCAGUCACUUUUAAAGCAUUACAGUUGUAUUGGCGGCGCGUUUCGCGUUCUGUGAUGGAUUCAAAAUAUGAACAAUAACAGAGCUAUUUACUAAAGUGAGAAUUCCAAGUGAAUGUUAGAUUUAAGGACAAAUAGCCAAACUGCAAAAAAUUGUCUAUUCGCUUAUGCUUUCCUUAAAUUUUAUAUUUUCUUUGUAUAACAAUCUCACUUUAGUUAAUAACUCUAUAAGCUGCUUGACUUGUUAAAGUCUAUAAUAAUGUUGACAGUCCUGAUUAUUAUUAUUAUUAAAUUUUAUUUAUGAAGCUCUAACACACUCCCCAGCCAUGUACACGGGUACAAUUGGUACCAGUAAAAAGACAAAGGUACUAUACACCUUGGACAAUGCAUUUGACAAACAAAUGAAA
Molecule: messenger RNA, 2337 nt
Organism: Pelobates fuscus (common spadefoot toad)
Lineage: Eukaryota; Metazoa; Chordata; Amphibia; Anura; Pelobatidae
Gene: SLC13A3
Product: solute carrier family 13 member 3
Exons: 13
Coding region: 7-1812 (601 amino acids)
Biological process (GO): transmembrane transport; citrate transport
Cellular component (GO): membrane
Molecular function (GO): succinate transmembrane transporter activity; sodium:dicarboxylate symporter activity; citrate transmembrane transporter activity
Source: RefSeq, a predicted model, not a curated record